AUGCAGAUUUUUGUGAAGACCCUGACGGGCAAGACUAUCACCCUCGAGGUGGAGCCCAGCGACACUAUUGAGAACGUCAAGGCGAAAAUCCAGGAUAAGGAAGGUGAGAGUGGUUGAAUCUCUUGGGGAUGCCAGAGCGCCCAAGGGACUGAUGCUUUUUCAGAGCGUUGGGCUUGCAAAGGGGCCUGCAAAAGAUUCAGUGAAAAGCAAGAUCGUCUCUGCCCACAGGCAGAAAAAACGUGCUGCAGGAGGGCAAAGGGGGAGAAUUCGAACUCGGGCACUAAUUCUUAAAAUUCUUCUUGUCUCAUAAUAACCAGCUAGUUCAGGGGAGGAGAAGGAGAGCUGAUGGAGUGAGGAGAGCUUGGGGUUUUUUUGGGGGGGGGGCAUUUUAUAAAGUAAAGGUAAAGGGACCCCUGACCAUUAGGUCCAGUCUUUAUAGAGUAGUUCAGAUAUAUUAAUAUAAUUUGUCAGCACGCAUAGGUCAGGGCAAUCCCAGCUUCUCAUACCAAGUGGGGCCACAAAACUACAGUGGUACCUCAGAAGUCAAACGGAAUCCGUUCCAGAAGUCUGUUCCACUUACAAAACGUUCGGAAACCAAGGCGCUGCUUCCUGAUUGGCUGCAGGGAAACCCCCUGAGGCCAAUCAGAAGCUGCGUCUGGCGUUCGGGUUGCAAAGAACGUUCGCAAACUGGAACGCUCACUUCUGGGUUUGUGGAGUUUAGGAUCCAAGGUACGACUCUACUGUGACCCAGAAAACCGUGGGCCACAAACUGAAUAAAUUUCCUUAUCAUAAAGCGUUCACAAUGUACUUAAUGUACCAAAUAAUUAAUAUAUCUAUUUAAUUGUGUAUAAUUAAACACACAAUUGAUAGAUUUAAUAUACUUAGUUGCUAAGCGAAUUGAAUACACAAACAGAGCUGUGCGAUUUUGUUACCCACGCAUGACACAGAAAAUCAUCUUAGUUACCUAUUAUUAUAUCAUAUUAUAAAAACAUAAUUAUUAUCUCCCUCCCCCCUUGAAUGUUCCUGAGGGCUGCCGAAAAGUCCACCCAGAUAUAGAUAGCUAGGUAUAGUAAAGUUUAAAAGGAGUGUGUAUGUGUGUGUGCAAUUAGAACAGCAGGCAAGAAUUUUAUAAAAUGAUAAACUAAACUAUAAAGCAGGCAUGCAGAAUGAGGACAGUGGCACAUGGGUUAAAAUAACAAAGCACUGGUAAAAUACUGUUAGCACGCAGGAAUAUAUUCCUGUACUGCGUUGCUGCUUCAGAACCAUGAGGACUAGAAUCUCGCUUUGUUGAUAUAGAGGAAGAGCCUGAAACCUCGGGGAGUCUCUGCCAGCCAGUGUAGCCAAUCCUGGGCCGGUGGGUCUGACUCUGCUAGGGCUCUCCCGCAGGCGGGAUUUUCAUAACAUCUCCUUUUGCAGGUAUCCCUCCCGAUCAGCAGCGCCUGAUCUUCGCGGGGAAGCAGCUGGAAGACGGCCGCACGCUCUCCGACUACAACAUCCAGAAAGGUACGCAUCUGCGGCGGAGAAUACCCCACCCCACCCCGGCCCCCUUCUGCCACACAAGACGGCAGUCUCUUUUUAUUAUUAUUAUUUAUUUUUUUAUUUCCAAAAAUGAAAAAUUACAAACAUCACAGUCAACAUCCAUAUUCAUUUUCUAACGUGAACCUAUUACAUAAUUAACUAAAUUAAAAUAUACCUAAUUGCGCUAAACCUCUCUUUUCUGUAUACAAAUACAACACAGUUAGAAAUUUUAUAUUAAAGCUUUUAGAUUAUAAAUAAUACUUCAAAUUCCCCUAUACCCCCUGUUCCCCUUCACCCAUGUGUGAUCUCAUUUUGUUUUUUACUUUUUCCGUCUUGUUGUGUCUCAUUUUGCUCCUUUCUGCCUAAUUCCUGACGUCCCCCAUAACUGGCGACUCUGAUUUAGAAUUCCUGGAGUCCCUGUGAAGCUGGGUUUCCAGGCUGGCUGCUCCCGGUCUCCCCUCCCCCCCCCCAAAAAAAACCCACACCCUGAAACACCAGUAUAGGAGCUGCUAAUUUUGCUUUUCCCCCUUCCCCUGCUCAGAGUCUACUCUCCACCUGGUUCUUCGUCUCCGCGGGGGGAUCAUCGAGCCCUCUCUCCGCCAGCUGGCCCAGAAAUACAACUGCGACAAGAUGAUUUGCCGCAAGUAAGUUGUCUGGGCGGGUGGGUCGCUUGCCGGGACGGAUCCUUAUCCUCUAAUCCGGAGCCUCACUGUUUCUGCGCUGUUCCCCUUCCAGGUGUUAUGCCCGCUUGCACCCCCGUGCCGUCAACUGCCGCAAGAAAAAGUGCGGCCACACCAAUAACCUUCGCCCCAAGAAGAAGGUCAAGUAAACAGAGUGAGAGACACAGAGCACGCCACGGGGCAUCUCUUCUGCCCCCGCAUCCCUCCCAAAACCUGCGUAUCGUGCUACUUUGCCGAAACGAACACCUGUUCAUUCUGGGCAUUUGGUUCUUGCCUGUUAGAAUAAAACUUCCAUUGCACCGAACAAAGAGUGUGUCUGUCUCUUAAAUGGUUUGCUUGGACCAGUUGCUGAGCCCAGAUCCUCCGCCGAUAUGAUAAUCUUUGCUGUCAUUGUCCCAUACAGAACAACGAAAUUGAAAAAUCAACAUCAGACAUUCCGAAACCAACAAGCCUGCUAUCCCAGCCUGGUUAGCCCCCUAAAAACUCUGAUACCCUAUUUUUAAAUACAAUAUACUCCCAUAGAGACUCCUUAAGGUAAAGGGACCCCUGACCAUUAGGUCCAGUCGUGGCCGACUCUGGGGUUGCGGCGCUCAUCUCGCUUUAUUGGCCGAGGGAACCGGCGUACAGCUUCCGGGUCAUGUGGCCAGCAGGACUAAGCUGCUUCUGGCGAACCAGAGCAACGCACGGAAACGCCGUUUACCUUCCCGCCGGAGUAUUACCACUAGGGAAUACAAACCUCAAAUCAAUCGAAUCUGCAACUUGUAUAUCAGAAACUCUCUAGAAACUCAAUCUUUGAAACUUGUCCGCUAGAUCUCACAUAAACUGAAUAAUUCUCCAUCUCUGAUUUUUUCAUGAACAGAUCAAGCCUUCAUCCUUCCUUGCUCUUUAAAUAUUGCAAGUGUGUUUUGCAAGAAAAUAAGAGUGUUUUAGGACAGGUACCCCCAGCCUUGGCCCUCCAGAUAUUUUGGGACUACAACUCCCAUUGUCCCUAGCUAACAGGACCAGUGGUCAGGGAUGAUGGGAGUUGUAGUCCCAAAACAUCUGGAGGGCCGUGGUUGGGGGUGCCUGUUUUAGGAGGUUUGGAGGGCCUUCAGAAUCCUAAAUGUACCUCGUGAUAUCUUUAUAAUCCUGUGCCCUCAAGCUUUGCGGGUAGAAUAAGGAGAAAAUAUUCAUGGGAGUUUGUGUUUAGGUGGGUUCCAGUUUUGCUUGCAGGAAGAAAUUUAGUUUAUGGGGGGGGGGGGGUUAAGCCAUAUAUGGGAAGUAGAGGCAGAUUGGGAGAAAGGAUUUGAUGGCAGGCAAAGAACCUUUUAUUGAGGGUGAAAGAAGAGAGUGCAAAAUAUGGUCUGAAGCUCAACAUAGAAAAAAACGAAGAUCAUGGCCACUGGUCCCAUCUCCUCCUGGCAAAUAGAAGGGGAAGAAAUGGAGGCAGUGAGAGAUUUUACUUUCUUGGGCUCCAUGAUCACUGCAGAUGGUGACAGCAGCCACGAAAUUAAAAGACGCCUGCUUCUUGGGAGUAAAGCAAUGACAAACCUAGACAGCAUCUUAAAAAGCAGAGACAUCACCUUGCCAACAAAGGUCCGUCUAGUUAAAGCUAUGGUUUUCCCAGUAGUGAUGUAUGGAAGUGAGAGCUGGACCACAAAGAAGGCUGAUGGCCGAAAAAUGGAUGCUUUUGAAUUCUGGUGCUGGAGGAGACUCUUGAGAGUCCCAUGGACUGCAAAAAGAUCCAACCUCUCCAUUCGGAAGGAAAUCAGCCCUGAGUGCUCACUGGAAGGACAGAUCCUGAAGCUGAGGCUGCAAGACUUUGGUCACCCCAUGAGAAGAGAAGACUCCCUGGAAAAGACCCUGAUGUUGGGAAAGAUGGAGGGCAAAAGGAGAAGGGGACGACAGAGGAUGAGAUGGUGGGACAGUGUUCUCAAAGCUACCAGCAUGAGUUUGACCAAACUGCGGGAGGCAGUGGAAGACAGGAGGGCCUGGUGUGCUCUGGUCCACGGGGUCACGAAGAGGCGGACACGACUAAACAACAACAAUUGUUUUGGGCUUCAGUCUUGGACCUGCUCGCCCUGUGAAGCUUCUUCCUUCCCAAACGAAUCCCGCAACUCCGUCCCCGCGUGCCAGUCUACUAGAAAAGUCUAUGUUCUUUUCCUUCCCCUCUCUCUCUCUCCCUAGGCGCCCGCAAGCGGAUGGCCAUCUCGUGACCGGCCGCGGUGGCGGAUGGGAGUUGCAGUCCCGCCUUCCGCGAGGCCCAAUGAGGGGAGCCUCUUCGAGGACUACGACUCCCAGGGGCCACCGCGGGGAAACGGAGGGCGGGGGGUAGAGCGGAGGGCGGUGUUGGAGGCCGUCCCGUGACCGGCCGCGGUGGCCGACGGGAGUUGCAGUCCCGCCUCCCGCGACGCCCUAUGAGGGGAGCCUCUUCGAGGACUACGACUCCCAGAGGCGCACCGCGGGGAAGCGGAGGAAAAGAGCGGAGGGCGGCGUUGACGGCUGUCCCGUGACCGGCCGCGGUGGCCGACGGGAGUUGCAGUCCCGCCUCCCGCGAGGCCCUAUGAGGGGAGCCUCUUCGAGGACUACGACUCCCAGAGGCGCACCGCGGGGAACCGGAGGGCCGGGGGAAAAGAGCGAAGGGCGGCGUUGGCGUCGGCGGCAGAUGCUGGCAGAGGCGUCGGCGGAGGUAACGGACCCGGAGCCGCGGCUCCCGCUUCCCGAAACGCCCUCAGGCCCGGGGACGCCGCUGAUUGGCUGGCUGGUGGGAGGGGGCGGGGCUUGCACCAGGAGCCCGGGCAAAGGGCGCGUGUUGCACGCUCGGCGCGUGUGCAAGGCGGGGGGGGGGAGCUCCGUUUGCAACGGGGGCCAUUGCUGGGCUGGUAUUGCAAUUCCUCUUUGCAGCAACAAUUUCAUUUGCUUCAGUUGAUUUUGCAAAGUGGUGCAUUGAGUUUGCUGUGCAACAGUUGGUUUGGGUAGGUAAAUAAUAUUUAUUGUUGUCCUUGUCAUUAUUACUAUUUUUAUAUUUGUACACUGCUCUGAGAGAAGCUCCUAGAAUAGUGCAAUUGUAUUGGUGAGAUUUGACUUUGCAGAAAUAAUUGCAUUUGCUGUAGUUGGUUUUGCAGAAGUGCAUUGAGUUUGCUGUGCAACAGUUGGUUUGGGUAUGUAAAUAAUAUUUAUUGUUGUCCUUGUCAUUAUUACCAUUGUUACUAUUAUUAUAUUUGUACAUCGCUCUGAGAGAAGCUCCUAGAAUAGUGCAAUUAUAUUGGUGAGAUUUGACUUUGCAGCAAUAAUUGCUUUUGCUUCAGUUGGUUUUGCAGAGUAGUGCAUUGAGUUUGCUGUGCAACAGUUGGUUUGGGGUAUGGAAAUAAUAUUUAUUAUGGUUGUCAUUAUUAUUACUCUUGUUGUUGUCAUUUUCAUUGCUACCAUUCUUAGUUGGUUUUGUAGCAGUGCAUUUGCUGUGCAACAGUUGGUUUUGCUAUGUUUUUAUAAUAUGUUUUAAUAAAUAUUUAUUAUCCUUAUCAUUGUUACUGUCAUUAUAUUUGUACAUGGCCCUGAGAGAAGCUCAUAGAAUAGUGCAAUUGUAUUGGUUAGAUUUGACUUUGCAGCAACAAUUGCAUUUGCUUUAGUUGUUUUUUUUGCAGAAUAAAUGAAAACAUUUAUUCUGGAAGCUGCCCAGAGGUGGCUGGUGCAAGCCCAUCACAUGGGUGGGGUACAAACAAACAAACACACAAACAAACAAUUAUCAUCAUCAUUUUCAUCAUUAUUAUUAUUAAGUUAUAUUUCUGCACCACCCUGAGACAAGCUCAUAAAAUAGCGCAAUUACAUUUGCUAGACUUGACUUUGCAGCAAUAUUUAUAUUUGCUUUAGUUGGUUUUUUGCUGCGGUGCAUUGUGUUUGAUAUGCAACGGUUGGUUUUGCUAGUUUUUUUAUUUGUACUUUGAACAACUAAAUAACAUUUAUUUAAGCAUCAGGUGUUUACUGUUUUUCUAAUCACCAGGCGUGAUUGUGUGUGUAUGUGUGUGUAUAUAAAUAUAUAUAUAUGUUGUUGUUUAGUUGUUUAGUCGUGUCCGCCUCUUUGUGACCCCCUGGACCAGAGCACGCCAGGCACUCCUGUCUUCCACUGCCUCCCGCAGUUUGGUCAAACUCAUGCUGGUAGCUUCGAGAACACUGUCCCACUAUCUCUGUCUCCUCUUCUCCUUGUGCCCUCCAUCUUUCCCAGCAUCAGGGUCUUUUCCAGGGAGUCUUCUCUUCUCAUGAGGUGGCCAAAGUCUUGGAGCCUCAGCUUCAGGAUCUGUCCUUCCAGUGAGCACUCAGGGCUGGUUUCCUUCAGAAUGGAGAGGUUGGAUCUUUUUGCAGUCCAUGGGACUCUCCAGAGUGUGCGGCUUGCCUGCAAACCAAUGGUGGAGUUUGCUCUCUUGGUUAUCUUGAAUCUGGGUUCGCCGUCGUGGAAAAGCUGUUGCAAGAAGGGUUGAUUCAGAGGGGGCGGAGAGUUAAUUUUAUCCUUACGGGUGUGACAUCUGCUGCUGAAAUUUCUUUAAAGCUUCCCGUUUUCAAACAGCCUUUUCUGUCUUGUAUGAACAUACAGUGGUCCCUUGGUUCUCAAACGCCUUGGUACUGAAACAACUUGGAACCCAAACUCUGCAAACCCGGAAGGAAGUGUUCCGGUUUGCGAACUUUUUUCGGAUAGUGAACGUGCUCCGUUUUGAGUGCCACGCUUCCGUUUUGUGUGUUACGCUGAGGUCUGCCUGUUUUUGCUAUUUAUUUUGCAUUUUUGUUUUGGCGGCUCUUUUUUGUUUUGUUUUUGUGACACUGUGGAACCCAGUUCAGCUACUGAUUGAUUGAUUGAUUGUGUGACGGCAGUACAUUGUUUAUUGCUUUCAUUUUAUGGCUCAAUGGUCUUGUUAGAUAGUAAAACUCAUGUUAAAUUGCUUGUUCUAGGGGUUGUUUUUAAAAGUCUGGAAAGGAUUAAUCCGUUUUGCAUUACUUUCUAUGGGAAAGCGCGCCUUGGUUUGGUUUUGGAACGGACUUCUGGAACGGAUUGAGUUUGAGAACCAAGGUGCAUAUAUAUAUAUAUAUAUAUAUAUAUAUAUAUAUAUAUAUGGGGUAUGCUUCCUCAAGGACCCUCCAGAGAGUCAAAAGGGGAAAGGAAUAAACACACACAAACAAAACAUAAAUGGUAGAAUGCACGAGAGGAGAGGUUUUUGCCUCAUUCAUUUUGCAGGUGGAGGUCCCGGUGCUUUUCAGAGCCAGUCCUCUCCAUUGGUUUACUCAGACGCAAGUCCCACUGUGUCCGACUUGAAUUGAGAAUCCUGGGAACUGUAGUUUGAAGGUGCUGGGACUUGUAGCUCUGGGAGGUCGGCACUUUUGAGCUACAGUUCCCACGGGGAGCCACGGCUGUCAGAGUGGUAUGAAGAGUCCUUGUCUCGUCGGAACGGUGGUUUUCCGAGGGCACAAACCUCCCAGAGCUACAGUUCCUUCCCAGCACCCUUGAACUACAGUUCCCACGGUUCUCUGUGGCUGUUUAAAGUAGCCGAAUCCUGGUAAUUGUCGCUUGUAAAGGAAGCUGUGAGUCCUGGCACCUUUAAGCUGCAGUUCUGUUUAUAAGAGUCAUUUAAACUGCAAUUAAUCCAGAAUGCGGCAGCUAGACUGGUGACUGGGAGCGGCCGCCGGGACCACAUAACACCGGUCCUGAGAGAUCUGCGUUGGCUCCCAGUACGUUUCCGAGCACAAUUCAAAGUGUUGGUGCUGACCUUGAAAGCCCUAAAUGGUCCAGUAUCCCUGAAGGAGCGUCUCCACCCCCAUCGUUCAGCCCGGACACCUGGGUCCAUCUUCCGAGGGCCUUCUGGUGGUUCCCUCCCUGUGAGAAGCGAGGUUACAGGGAACCAGACAGAGGGCCUUCUUGGUAGUGGUGCCAGCCCUGUGGAACGCCCUCCCGUCAGAUGUCAAGGAAAUAAGCAGCUAUCUUCUUUUUAAAAGACAUCUGAAGGCAGCCCUGUUUAGGGAAGUUUUUAAUAUUGUUUUUGACACUUGAUUGGAAGCCUCCCAGAGCGGCUGGGGAAACUCAGCCGGAUGGGUGGGGUAUAAUAAAUAAAUUAUUAUUAUUAUUAUUAUUAUUAUUAUUAAAACACACGGCGUGGGGUUGACCAAUUUAAGAAGUCGGCCUAGCCUGCCUAAAUCAAUUUAAAAUAUAGCAAAAAUAAAGUAGUCCUUUUAAAACAGAUUUAACUGAAAUGGCAUUCCCUGAUCAGGCCGUUCUCCGGGAACGUGAUGGGUGUUGCCUUGGCUUUCGUGACCUCGGCAAGGGAUGUUUUUCAUUCAUCCGAGAAGGCAGGAAACUAGGAUAUCUCGAAUAGACCUUUCCUUUCCCUUUUUAAGCAGAAAAACAGUUGGUGUGGGAAGACUAUGCUUGGCAGCUAAAUCGGCGAGCGGUUUACGCAGGGGUACAGGGGAGCGUCAGUGCGGGGCUGCCUUGGGGUCAUUGUGGACCCCCAGAGUCUCCACCUCUACCUCUCUUUUAAAUCAGAACCAGUGAAGGCGGUGAAGGUCCUGUGUGAGGGUCUGGAGGCAGUUGGAGGAUGGAUGGCGGCUAACAGUUUGAGGUUGAAUCCUGACAAGACACAAGGACUGUUUUUGGGGGACAGGAGGCGGACGGGUGUGGAGGACUCCCUGGUCCUGAAUGGGGUCACUGUGCCCCCAAAGGACCAGGUGCGCAGCCUGGGGUCAUUCUGGACUCACAGCUGUCCAUGGAGGCGCAGGUCAAUUCUGUGUCCAGGGCAGCUCCAUCUGGUACGCAGGAUGAGACCAUAUCUGCCUGCGGCCUGUCUGGCCAGAGUGGUGCAUGCUCUGGUUAUCUCCCGCUUGGACUACUGCAAUGCGCUCUAUGUGGGGCGACCUUUGAAGGUGACCCAGAAACUGCAACUAAUCCAGAAUGCGGCAGCCAGACUGGGGACUGGGAGCGGCCGCUGGGACCACAUAACACCAGUCCUGAAAGACCUACAUUGGCUCCCAGUACGUUUCCGAGCACAAUUCAAAGUGUUGGUGCUGACCUUGAAAGCCCUAAACGGCCUCGGUCCAGUAUACCUGAAGGAGCGUCUCCACCCCCAUCGUUCUGCCUGGACACUGAGGUCCAGCUCCGAGGGCCUUCUGGCGGUUCCCUCGCUGCAAGAAGCCAAGUUACAGGGAACCAGGCAGAGGGCCUUCUCGGUGGUGGCGCCCGCCCUGUGGAACGCCCUCCCGCCAGAUGUCAAGGAAAUAAACAACUAUCUCACUUUUAGAAGACAUCUGAAGGCAGCCCUGUUUAGGGAAGCUUUUAAUGUUUGAUGUAUUACAGUAUUUUAAUAUUUUGUUGGAAGCUGCCCAGAGUGGCUGGGGAAGCCCAGCAAGAUGGGCGGGGUAUAAAUAAGAAAUUAUUAUUCUUAUUAUCCGAAAUGUCCAGCCCACCGAAUUCGUACUGCAAUAGCUGUGCAGCUGUCUUAAAACAGCCUUCUCCUGUGUAGGAAUCCCCAAACGUUGGAGGGUGGCAAAUUUGAGAUACAUUCCCUUACCGCAUGGAAAAGAUAGGGGGAUGAAUUUGUUUGGGAGAGCCAUUCAUUCCUAAGAAGGGAAUACGACUUUGUAGACGGUGUUGUCGUCAUUCGUCCGUCCCUCCCAUUAGAGGAAUGCCUCUACAGUGGUACUUCAGGUUACAUACGCUUCAGGUUACACACUCCGCCAACCCAGAAAUAGUGCUUCAGGUUAAGAACUUUGCUUCAGGAUAAGAACAGAAAUCGGGCUCUGGUGGCGUGGCAGCAGCAGGAGGCCCCAUUAGCUAAAGUUGUGCUUCAGUUUAAGAACAGUUUCAGGUUAAGAACGGACCUCCGGAACGGAUUAAGUACUUAACCUGAGGUACCACUGUCUUCAAAAUAAUAGAAUAUUCUCUGCGAUUUGGGGUUUUUAUGCAAGGAUUCAGCCCUCACACCCUCUAGCAGAGCUGCCUCUGUUUGCUUGGCAAAAAAUUAAAAAUUAAAAAAUGGCUGCUUCUGAGCAGAGAUGGAGACACACACACAAGACUCUUUGUAUUACUCUCCCUGCGUGCUUUUUGGAAAAAGGCUCCCAGCACAAAAGGGUCUUCUGUCUGCCCGGAUGAAAGGAGGAGGCUGUGGCUGGUUUCUGCGGAGUGUGGCUGCGUUAACCCGCUGCGUAUCAGAGUUUAAAGGCAAAGGCACCCCUGACCAUUAGGUCCAGUCGGGCCGACUCUGGGGUUGCGGCGCUCAUCUCGCUUUACUGGCCGACGGAGCCAGCGUACAGCUUCUGGGUCAUGUGGCCAGCAGGACUGAGCUGCUUCUGGCGAACCAGAGCAGCGCACGGAAACGCCGUUUACCUUCCCGCCAGAGCGGUACCUAUUGAUCUACUUGCACUUUGAGGUGCUUUCGAACUGCUAGGUUGGCAGGAGCAGGGACUGAGCAACGGGAGCUCACCCCGUCAUUGCGGGGAUUCGAACUGCCGACCUUCUGAUCGGCAAGCCCUAGGCUCUGUGGUUUAACCCACAGCGCCACCCGUGUCCCAUGUAUCGGAGUUUACAGGUGGGCAAAUUGGGGAGGACCCAGUUACCGAAGACCCUCUUUCCGCAACCUGUUCCACUGCCAAACAAUAGGAAGUUACAGUGGUACCUCAGGUUACAUACGCUUCAGGUUACAGACUCCACUAACCCAGAAAUAGUACCUUGGGUUAAGAACUUUGCUUCGGGAUGAGAACAGAAAUCGUGCAGCGGCAGCAGGAGGCCCCAUUAGCUAAAGCGGUGCUUCAGGUUAAGAACAGUUUCAGGUUAAGAACGGACCUCCAGAACGAAUUAAGUUCUUAACCCGAGGUACCACUGUAUUCCUAUUGUUCAGUCGGAAUCUCUUUUCUUCUAACUUGUCUGGAUCAAGGGGAGUCACAGUCUUGGCGCUAUUCCGCCUUGGUCAGACCACACCUGGAGUCCUGUGUCCAGUUCUGGGCACCACAAUUUAAAGUAGGAUGUUGACCGGCCGGAAGUUGUGCAGAAAGAAGGUUCUGGAAACCAAGCCUGAUGAGGAACGGUCGAAGGAGCUGGUUACGUUUAGCCUGGAAAAGAGGAGACUGAGAGGAGAUAGGAGAGCCCUCUUCCAAUAUCCAAAGGGCUGUCACAUGGCUUGUUUUCUCCUGCUCUGGAGGGCAGGACUCGAACCCGUGGCUUCAGGUGACAAGAGAGGAGAUUCUGACUCAACGUCAGGAACAACUUUCUGACAGUGGGAGCUGUUAGUCCGUGGGAUGGAAGGCAGCGAUCUCUCCAUCCUUGGAGGUUUUCAAGCAGAGGUUGGACAGCCAUCUGUCAUGGAUGCUUUAGUCGAGAUUCCUGCAUUGUAUGGGGUUGGACUGGAUGACCUUUGGGGUCCCUCCGAAUUGCAAAAUUCUGUGAUAUUUCUUGACUUUAGAUCAUGGGUAGGCAAACUAAGGCCUGGGGGACUGAUCCAGCCUAAUCGCCUUCUAAAUCCGGCCCACAGACGGUCCGGAAAUUAGUGUGUUAUUACGUGAGUAGAAUGUGUCAUUUUAUUUAAAAUGCAUCUCUGGGUUAUUUGUGGGGCACAGGAAUUCGUUCCUUCCCCCCCAAAUAUAGUCCGGCCCCCCACAAGGUCUGAGGGAUAGUGGACCGGCCCCCUGCUGAAAAAGUUUGCUGACCCCUGCUUUAAAUCACCUGCGUUGCUAGGUACCGUAUUUUUCGCUCUAUAACACGCACCCGGCCAUAACACGCACGUAGUUUUUAGAGGAGGAAAAUCCGUAGGCAUGCCACCCAUAGGCAUUCCCUCCAUAACACGCACAAACAUUUCCCCUUACUUUCUAGGAGGAAAAAAGUGAGUGUUAUGGUGCAAAAAAUACGGUAUUUGGUUCGGGGGUCGUUGAAACGCUGCGUUGCUGUUUUGUUUCUUUGCUGAGUUAGCUUGCUUUCCGUUUAGGUGGGCGUCCUCUGCCCCAAGGAAACGAGAAAUGUCCUGGUGAGGCUCAGAAUUUUUGUCUUUUCUCCCGUAGGGUCGACUCUGACUUGAAAACCGCCCCGUGGGAAACACCCGAAGGACAAAAUGGCAGGUAAUGAUAUUCACUUUAUGGUCCAGCUCUCACUUCCAUACAUAAGAUAAUAGCUGAUGCCAAGUAGAAAUUAUUGAGCCAAACUUGCUUCCAGUUCCUCAGGUAAUCAACUGGUUUCUAAUUGUGACCGAGGUCUCGGCGUCUUUGCACAGGGAGUGUUUUAGUCCCAUUUGCUAAUAAGCCUCUUUUCAAUAUUUAUUAUUGGGAGCAGUUGUCGAGUCUCGCUCAAAGUAAAGUUGUGAGCCUUGUGAGGCUAUAAGGUAAAGGGACCCCUGACCAUUAGGUCCAGUCGUGGCCGACUCUGGGGUUGCGGCGCUCAUCUCGCUUUACUGGCCGAGGGAGCCGGCGUACAGCUUCCGGGUCAUGUGGCCAGCAGGACGAAGCCGCUUCUGGCGAACCAGAGCAGCGCACGGAAACGCCAUUUACCUUCCCGCCGGAGCGGUACCUAUUUAUCUACUUGCACUUUGACGUGCUUUCGAACUGCUAGGUGGGCAGGAGCAGGGACUGAGCAACGGGAGCUCACCCCGUCAUUGCGGGGAUUCGAACUGCCGACCUUCUGAUCGGCAAGUCCUAGGCUCUGUGGUUUAACCCACAGCGACUCAUUAAUAAUGCCUCUCAUUCAGGGGGGGCUGGAAGAGAGCUCAGCUUUUCCUUUCCUGCAACUUCCUGCAACCUCACGGCGGAGGUUGUUAGUCCGAUAAAAUAGAGCAUAGAUCGCAGCUUUGAGAAGAGCUGUAAUAAAGCAUUGAAAGGUAGAACGGGGAGGCAGAUAAACUGGUGCCAAGAAAUAGAUUGGGAGCGCAAAUCUUGCCUUCAGUUAGGGAGUAUCCGGAUUCACCAUGUCUCCGGAACCGGUUCCUAUCUGUUUUCAGGGAUUUUUGAGUCGCCGGCUUAACCUUCCGGCGGCAAAAGCGACGUUUCGCAAACCCCAAAACCUCUUUUCCCGACUUUGGUUUUUCUCGUUCCUUUCCCAGAGAAAGUCAACAACUUCCCUCCGCUUCCCAAAUUCAUCCCGCUGAAGCCGUGCUUCUACCAGAACUUUGCCGACGAGAUUCCCAUCGAUCAUCAGACGCUGGUGAGACGGAUCUAUCACUUAUGGAUCUGUAAGUUUCCCCCGGGGGGGAAAAACGACAUUCAGGGUGGAUAAAAAGCAAUGUGUUUUUUUUUAAAGUACCGUAUUUUUCGCUCUAUAAGACGCACCAGACCACAAGACGCACCUAGUUUUUGGAGGAGGAAAACAAGAAAAAAUAAUAUUCUGAAUCUCAGAAGCCAGAACAGCAAGAGGGAUCGCUGCGCAGUGAAAGCAGCAAUCCCUCUUGCUGUUCUGGCUUCUGGGAUAGCUGCGCAGCCUGCAUUCGCUCCAUAAGACGCACACACAUUUCCCCUUACUUUUUCGGAGGGAAAAAUUGAGUCUUAUAGAGCAAAAAAUACGGUAAAUAAAAAAAUGGGAUUUUUAAAAAUUUAGAUCGGGAUUUUAAAAAUAAAACGCUUUUGAAGGAAAAAUCUUUCUAAAGGUAGUUUUCAAUUAAAGUUACAUGACUUUUGUCUUCUGGGUUUCUGGGGGGUUUUCCUGUUAAUAAUAAUUUAUAAUAAUAAUAAUAAUUUAUUAUUUAUACGCCGCCCAUCUGGCUGAGUUUCCCCAGCCACUCUGGGCGGCUUCCAAUCAAGUGUUAAAAACAAUACAGCGUUAAAUAUUAAAAACUUCCCUAAACAGGGCUGCCUUCAGAUGUCUUUUAAAGAUAGGAUAGCUGCUUAUUUCCUUCACAUCUGAAGGGAGGGUGUUCCACAGGGCGGGCGCCACCACCAAGAAGGCCCUCUAUUGUUAUUCUGUCUCUCACAGCUGCAAUAAACCUACCGUUAAAAUUGGGGACUGGUCAUUUCUUCGUCAGAGGGCAAACGGGCAAAUUUAGCAGGGGAUCAAAUACUCUCCCCCCCCCUCGCUGUAUUAAAAUAAAAUGCGAAAUCAGGGAGAGUCAGAAAACCCAUUAGUCGAGGUUGACAGAAGUCCUAGGCUGUGGUAGCCAAAGGUUUGUUAUGUUGUAUAAGAUGGGAUGUUAUGUUUGGAAAACAUGUGCAAAAACCUAUAAAAAUUAUAUAUAUACAGUGGUACCUCGGGUUAAGUACUUAAUUCGUUCCGGAGGUCCGUUCUUAACCUGAAACUGUUCUUAACCUGAAGCACCACUUUAGCUAAUGGGGCCUCCCGCUGCUGCCACACGAUUUCCGUUCUCAUCCUGAAGCAAAGUUCUUAACCUAAAGCACUAUUUCUGGGUUAGCGGAGUCUGUAACCUGAAGCGUAUGUAACCCGAGGUACCACUGUAUUUAGAAAGCCUACAGAAUGGAGGGGGCAUUUAGACAAGGGCCAGACUUUGAAUGGCAUAAAAGGCCUUAUUUAAAACAACAACAAUUGACUUUUUAUUUCUGUUCUUUGUAUAUCGUAUUGUUGUUUUAUUGCUAUGGUCAACGGCUGACGCAAAUCAAGAUUCAUUCAUUCAUUACAGUGGUACCUCGGGUUAAGUACUUAAUUUGUUCCGGAGGUCCAUUCUUAACCUGAAACUGUUCUUAACCUGAAGCACCACUUUAGCUAAUGGGGCCUCCCGCUGCUGCCACACGAUUUCUGUUCUCAUCCUGAAGCAAAGUUCUUAACCUGAAGCACUAUUUCUGGGUUAGCGGAGUCUGUAACCUGAAGCGUAUGUAACCCGAGGUACCACUGUAUAUAAAAUAGAAAAAGGAAUUUGCAGCUGUGUCCCUUAAGGGAGUCGAACCCGCAACCGUGGCGUUAAAUCUGCGCCACGCCCAGCCAACUGAGCUAUCCAAACCCAUUUCUGUCGCCUUAGGACAUUUCUUUCCCUUUUUUUCUCUCUCCCGUCUUCUACAGUCUAUUGCAUCACCUUGGGCGUCAAUCUCAUCGCCUGCCUGGCCUGGUGGAUCGCCGGCGGUUCCGGGGCCAACUUCGGCUUGGCGCUCCUCUGGCUGCUCGCUUUCAGCCCCUGCGGUUACGUCUGCUGGUUCCGGCCGGUCUACAAAGCCUUUAGGUAAAUGGCCCGUCCAUCGGCAUUUAAGGUAAAGGUAAAGGGACCCCUGACCAUUAGGUCCAGUCGUGGCCGACUCUGGGGUUGUGGCGCUCAUCUCGCUUUACUGGCCGAGGGAGCCGGCGUACAGCUUCUGGGUCAUGUGGCCAGCAGGACUAAGCCGCUUCUGGCAAACCAGAGCAGCGCACGGGAACGCCGUUUACCUUCCCGCCGGAGCAGUACCUAUUGAUCUACUUGCACUUUGACGUGCUUUCGAACUGCUAGGUUGGCAGGAGCAUGGACCGAGCAACGGGAGCUCACCCCGUCAUUGCGGGGAUUUGAACCGCCGACCUUCUGAUCGGCAAGUCCUAGGCUCUGUGGUUUAACCCACAGCGCCACCUGCGUCCCUCCACCUGCAUUUAUCUCCUCCUUAUGUUGCUAAGAGCCCUGUGGGUGGGCUCCUUUUGUUGUCUUUUAAAAACCUCUCUGCAAGGAGAAAUCUAGUCCAUCAAGAAACUGGCUCCGCAAGUGCUGCCUUUCUCCUUGCGGCGUUCAGAAGCAGCGUCUUCCGCACUCGCUGCCUUACAAAACCGCAAUAAAACAUCAAACUUUAAGUAAUAAUAUUUAUUAUUCUUUUAUAUUAUUUAUACCCCGCCCAUCCGGCUAGGAUGCAGCCUUUCUGAACUGCCGGAGAGAACGUUUACCGUAUUUUUCACUCUAUAAGACGCACCAGACCACAAGACGCACCUAGUUUUUGGAGGAGGAAAACAAGAACAAAAAUAUUCUGAAUCUCAGAAGCCAGAACAGCAAGAGGGAUUGCUGCGCAGUGAAAGCAGCAAUCCCUCUUGCUGUUCUGGCUUCUGGGAUAGCUGCGCAGCCUGCAUUCGCUCCAUAAGACGCACACACAUUUCCCCUUACUUUUUAGGAGGAAAAAAGGGAGUCUUAUAGAGCAAAAAAUACGGUAAUUUUUUUAUUUCUGUCUAUUUGCAUUUCUAUUACAUUUCAAAAUUCUUACAUAUUCGGGGGGGGGGGGGACGUAGGACUUCCCUUCCUCUCUUUCCUCUUAUUUCCCCCUUCCCAAACCUUUAUUUUCUCCUCUCCUGAUCUCUUAAUUCUAACUUACCUUCGAACUAAACUCACAGCCUAAUAAACCAAUUAUUAGCUGGCUUCCGUUCUUGUUUUUUGCUAUAUCCAACAAAUUGUGAAGUCACAAUAAAACAUCAAACUCUUAACAACAACAGCAGCAAAUUUUUUAUUAUUUAUACCCUAACCAACAACAAUUUUAUUUUUUAUACCCCACCCACCUGGCUGGGCUUCCCCAGCCACUCUGGGCAGCUCCCAACAGACUAUUAAAAAUACAAUAAAAUAUCCAACAUUAAAAACUUCUCUAAGCAGGGCUGCCUUCAGAUGUCUUCUAAAAGUCCAAUCGUUAUCUCCUUGACAUCUGGCGGGAAGGCGUUCCACAGGACGGGUGCCACCACCGAGAAGGCCCUCUCUCUGCAAUGUUUUCGUCCAUUUGAAGACUCCUGGCCUGCGCUGAAUCCUCUCUCUUUUCCACUUCCUCCCACAGGUCGGACAGCUCUUUUAACUUCAUGGCUUUCUUCUUUGUCUUCGGAGCCCAGUUCGUCCUGACCGUCAUUCAAGCCGUCGGCAUCGGCGGCUGGGGAGCGUGGUAAGUUUAUUCGUUUCUGAAAAGAUUGAGGAUACACAGCCGUACUUUGGAAGUCGGACGGCCGAGUUCCCGGACGUUUUGGCUCCCGGACGUCGCAAACCCGGAAGUGAGUGUUCCGGUUUGCGAACCAUUUUUGGAAGCCGAACGUCCGGCGCGGCUUCCGAUUCGCUGCCGGAGCUUCCUGCAGCCAAUCGGAAGCCCCGCCAGAUGUUCGGGUUCUAAAGAACAUUCACAAACUGGAACACUUACUUCCGGUUUGCGCUGUUCAGGAGCCAAAACGUCUGAGUACCAAGGUGUUCGGAAUCCGAGGUAUGAAUCGUCAGAACCCAACUCCCACGUGCUCUGGCUCUCACAAGAUCUCCUGGGGCCGCACGAAUCCCCGCGAGAUCUCUCACGGGAGCACCCCAGACCCGUCGAGAGAAAGAGGGCCUUGCUUCCCCAAGCAAGGUCCUCUCCUCGCGUCGCAUUGAAGUUGUGGGAUGCCGGCUGGCCGGACUUCGACAAUGCACAGUUGAAAAUCAGUGUGUUUCAAGCAGACAUUUCCCAAUCGAUCCUCAUAUGUGUGGUGGAAACAUAAUAAUAAUAAUUUAUUAUUUAUACCCCGCCUAUCUGGCUGAGCUUCCCCAGCUACUCUGGGCGGUUCCCAAUCAAGUGUUAAAAACAAUACAGCAUUAAACAUUAAAAACUUCCCUAAACAGGGCUGCCUUCAGAUGUCUUUUAAAGAGAAGAUAGCUGCUUAUUUCCUUGACAUCUGAUGGGAGGGCGUUUCACAGGGCGGGCGCCACCACCGAGAAGGCCCUCUGCCUGGUUUCCUGCAACCUCACUUCUCGCAGGGAGGGAACCGGCAAAAGACCCUCGGGAGAUGGACCCCGGUGUCUGGGCUGGACCUCGGUGGGGGUGGAGAUGCUCCUUCAGGGAUACUGGGCUGUAUAGGUCUUUGAAGGUCAGCUCCAGCCCUUUGAAUUGUGCUCGGAAACGUCCUGGGAGCCAAUGCAGAUCUCUCAGGACCGGUGUUAUGUGGUCCCGGCGGCCGCUCCCCAGUCUAGCUGCCGCAUUCUGGAACAUCUCAAGGAGCUGUCCUUCUGGGUUAGGCGAGAGGGCCCCAUAGAUCAGCUCUCUCUCUGCGUCGUCGUCUUAACACAUCACAAAUAAUAUUCCCUCCAAGACGAGAAAGAAGAAUAUUUCACGGCUUACGGUGGGCCUCUAGCCCGGAGCAAGCCUUGUUGAGCCUGACAGGGGCUGUAGGACAGACAGACGGACGCCCAAGCAGGUUUGGGCAUGGAUAGGAUUUGCGCCACUUAGUGAUUUCCAAAUGGCACCAGUUUGAUGUCCUAAGACUCCUGCUCUCCUUGCUGAAAAUCGGAGUCAGGAAGCUUUUAUGAGAAGGUCUGCCCCGUUUUUCGCAUCAUUUUCGGGAGCCUCCGCUCAUGCAAAUAGUUGUGAGAGGAGGAGAAAGAAGCUUUGGAUUACUAUUAUUUUUUUGUUACGUGCCCAAGAACGGCGCUGCCCGUUCUCGAUCUCUGCCAUUCCUUUGAGGCCGCAGCGGUGAGAGAGAAUUUAAGAUACGUUGUGGGGGAAGCGCUAAAAAUGGAGGAAGUCCCCGCAGGUGGAAAACCAGAAUAUCUCUCUUUGCUCAAUUUCUGCAUGCAGGGAUUUGUUUCGGGGCGACCAGGGGAAACACUGAAAUGUUGACUCCAGGGGGAAAGAGGGUGCUUUUCUUGGAAGUCUGGAUCGGUUGAGGACUUUGGGGCUGCGUAUGUUUUUUUUAUGCUCGCCUGCUACUCAUUCGUGUCUCAAACACCAACCUACCUGAGCUAGACUAGGAAGGCCUUUGGCCUUGUCCCCGGGGAACUGCUGAAAAUCAGAGCCAGGAAUCUUUUACGAGAAGGUCUGCGCCAGAAUGCAAGCUUCCCCAUUCAGCAGUGACCGGAUGCCCUUUUCUUCUCUUCCAGCGGUUGGCUUGCGGCCGUGACGUUCUUUGGCACGAGCGUCGGCGCUGCCGUCAUCAUGCUCAUCCCGGCGAUCAUGUUCACGUUUUCAGCACUUGUGAUGCUGGUUUGCCUUCUGCGGGUAAGCCAGGUUUCGUUUAAAUUGCUGUUACGGAAACGGUUGUUUUUCUCCUUCCAAUAAAGCAGAGCGGAAAAGUUGCCUAAAUGUAAACAGUUAACGUGUUAAACCUCACAAUCACUUCAUAGUAAAUUACGUAUUUCUAGUGAAGGUAAAGGGACGCGGGUGGCGCUGUGGGUAAAACUUCAGCGCCUAGGGCUUGCCGAUCGCAAGGUCGGCGGUUCGAAUCCCCGCGGCGGGGAUAGCUCCCGUCUUUCGGUCCCUGCUCCUGCCCACCUAGCAGUUCGAAAGCACGUCAAAGUGCAAGUAGAUAAAUAGGUCCCGCUUUGUAGGUAAACGGCGUUUCCGUGUGCUGCGCUGGUGCUGGCUUGCCAGAGCAGCUUCGUCACGCUGGCCACGUGACCCGGAAGUGUCUGCGGACAGCGCUGGCCCCCGGCCUCUUAAGUGAGAUGGGCGCACAACCCUAGAGUCUGGCAAGACUGGCCCGUACGGGCAGGGGUACCUUUUAGUAAAGGUAAAGGGACCCCUGACCAUUAGGUCCAGUCGUGGCCGACUCUGGGGUUGCGGCGCUCGUCUCGCUUUACCGGCCGAGGGAGCCGGCGUACAGCUUCCGGGUCAUGUGGCCAGCAGGACUAAGCCGCUUCUGGCGAACCAGAGCAGCGCACAGAAACGCCGUUUCCCUUCCCGCCGGAGCGGUACCUAUUUAUCUACUUGCACUGGUGUGCUUUUGAACUGCUAGGUUGGCAGGAGCAGGGACUGAGCAACGGGAGCUCACCCCGUCAUUGCGGGGAUUCGAACUGCCGACCUUCUGAUCGGCAAGCCCAAUAGGCUCAGUGGUUUAACCCACAGCGCCACCCGCGUCCCACGUAUUUCUAGUAGUACCACCAAAUCAGCAAUUUUUGAUAUAGCUGUGAAAACUGCUCUGAAAAUGUAUGAUUCCAAAAAUGCAACCUUCACCUGCUUGUAAAUGUGAAGAUUUAUACCAGCAAGGAUGAGUCUUUCUGUAAAAAUAUAUAUGAUUUAAUUCAAGUCUUACCGACUAGAGUCUGACUGGGGUUGGGGCAUGCACAAAAGGGUGUGUGUGUGCGCCAUAGCUGUCAACUUUUCCCUUUUCUUGUGAGGAAUCCUAUUCAGAAUAAGGGUAAAGGGACUCCUGACCGUUAGGUCCAGUCAUGGCCGACUCUGGGGUUGCAGCACUCAUCUCGCUUUACUGGCUGAGGGAGCCGGCGUACAGCUUCUGGUCAUGUGGCCAGCAGGACUAAGCCGCUUCUGGCGAACCAGAGCGGCGCCCGGAAACACCGUUUACCUUCCCACCGGAGUGGUACCUAUUGAUCUACUUGUACUGGCGUGCUUUUGAACUGCUAGGUUGUCAGGAGCAGGGACCGAGCAACGGGAGCUCACCCCAUCGUGGGGAUUCGAACCGCCGACCUUCUGAUCGGCAAGCCCUAGGCUCCGUGGUUUAACCCACAGUGCCACAAUUUCCCUUAAAAAAAGGGAAACGUUGACAGCCAUGGUGUGUGCAAUCGCACGCGCUAUUUUUAGCUGGUAACGGGGAAUAUUCCGUAGUUCUCGGCACUUCCCGGAAGCGCUGUCCGUGGGGUUUUGAGUUUGAGAUGCUCCCGUUUUGACCUGCCUUUUAAACUCCCCUCCCUCUCUGAAAUCAGGUCCACCGGCUGUACCGCGGCGGCGGCGGAAGCUUCCAGAAAGCUCAGGAUGAGUGGCAGACCGGGUCGUGGCGGGACCCCCCGAGCCGGGAAGCUCAAUUCAGCAACUUCUCUGGGAACAGUCUCCCUGAGUACCCGACCGUCCCCAACUACCCUCCCGGAGGCAGGUGGCCGUGA
Molecule: messenger RNA, 20848 nt
Organism: Podarcis lilfordi (Lilford's wall lizard)
Lineage: Eukaryota; Metazoa; Chordata; Lepidosauria; Squamata; Lacertidae
Source: the annotation of a GenBank genome assembly